This is a messenger RNA of Nomia melanderi (Alkali bee), 8519 nucleotides long. The record is from RefSeq and is a predicted model, not a curated record. NCBI's taxonomy places the organism in Eukaryota, Metazoa, Arthropoda, Insecta, Hymenoptera, Halictidae.
CCAUCGCGGCGAGGGCGCAGACGCGGCUCAUAUAGAUUUUCCCCUUGGUACCUUCGUGUAUGUAGUACCGAUAAAGUUUGGGGUGUUGACGAUGGAACGAAGGGGGUAGCGUGCGUUCCACGCGCAGCGUUCACGGAAGGGAAAGGAACUGCGCACACCCAGAGGUGGUAGAAUAGGAGAACGGUAAAAGGAGGUAGAGGAAGAGGAGGUAAAAGAGGUGGUGCCCGACCAAAAGGAUUUGGACAUGUGACCGAGGGUGGGUGCAUCAUCGAGGUGCAUCUUCGUGGUGCACUGCUACUGAUAUUUCACCCAGAAAACACGUGGUACCGUUCUCCAGUAUGUUUCUCAACUGCAUUUCUGAAUGGACAGUAUGAGUGGAACGGAAAAUAGCGCAUGGAAUCAUAGAGAUAUCAAGAAGGAAACGUGCGGCAUGGGUCUGCCGCGUUUGUCUCUGAGGGGAUCCUUUUUCUACGUGCUAUGCCUCUCCGGUUUGUUAUUGGUUAUCCUGAAUCUAUUGCAAGACGAAAUAUGGCAUCGUAUGCGACCUCAUCCUGGACAAACUCAAUCUGUCCGAGUCUCCGACAACACGAAGAUCAAACGAAAUUGGCCUUCGAAAUUGGAGAAACCGACGAUGCAGGUAUUGCAGACUCGGGAAAAAACAAGGAAAAAGCUUCUGUUCGAGGUUGCCAAUUUAACCGGUGUAACGACUCUGUCACGGAACGCUAUAGACGCUUUAGAUCCAUCGAGGAGACCUUGGUACAUGAAAGGAGGAAUCAGAAGACCUUACCCUGCUCUGAAGUCAAAUCGCACUGGGCGAAGAUUAGCUCGACUCUGGCCAGAAGAAGAUGCUUACGAUGACCGUGUCACGAAUCAGUUGAUGUUCGUGCCACACAAUUACAAUAAAACAGAGCACUCGUUGAAGAAAAUAAUGGUCCCGCAUGGCAUGCCCGAGGCUAAAGUUGGCCCUGACAUAUUUCUUCGACAUCAUUGUCCGGUAAACACCUGUACAAUUGUUAGGGAAGAUCCGGCCGAUGCCGACCUAAUCCUUUUCAAGGAUUACGUAACACACGUGGGAAGAAGAUCCCCGAAACAAGUGUGGAUGCUGUAUUUUUUAGAGUGUCCUUAUCACACGCAAAGCGUGAAGAACGCUGUCAUCAAUUGGACGGCAACUUAUCGUCGUGACAGCGACAUAGUUGCGCCCUACGAAAGGUGGCAGUAUUACGACCCUAGCAUUACGCAAAUAAUGCAAACGUUUAAUUACGCAGCGAACAAAACUAAAAAGGUAGCUUGGUUCGUUUCUAAUUGCCACCCUCGAAAUCAGCGUAUGCUAUACGCUAAGGAACUAUCAAAGCACAUUCAAGUGGACAUUUAUGGGACUUGCGGUACUUUGAGAUGUCCUCGUUCGCAAUCUCAAGCUUGCUUUGAUAUGCUCGACGACGACUAUAAGUUCUACCUCGCUUUCGAGAACUCGAAUUGUAAGGAUUAUAUCACGGAAAAAUUCUUCGUGAACGGCCUCGGACACAAUGUUCUGCCUAUUGUGAUGGGCGCGCAUCCAGCGGACUACGCCCGUAGCGCGCCUUAUCGUUCGUACAUCCACGUGGACGAAUUCGAGUCGCCGAAGGAGCUGGCCGAUUACCUGCACCGUUUGGACCGGGACGACGAGCUGUACAACUCGUACUUCCGAUGGAAAGGCACCGGCGAGUUCAUCAACACAUACUUUUGGUGUCGAGUUUGCGCGAUGCUGCACGACGAUCGGCCGCCAAAAUCCUACAAAGACGUGAACCAAUGGUGGAGAGGUGGCGAUAUCUGCACGACGAGCUCGUGGCGCGAACACGACCUGGUUCGCGCGGGGAACUUGAAGACCACUUGAAAACGUCCUUGCUCGUGGUACUUACACUCAAAUUCUGUAAAAUGACGAGGCUCGUUUCGAUCGAUCGCGCACUCGUCGUCGCCCGGACUUCCACACGGAACGGAUCAGAUCUCUGAUGCAGACGUCACGUUCCCUAAAAUCUCAAUCGUCGACGGGGAUUCCCGCGCCUCGCUCGCCGACGUGUGAAGAGAAACGACGAAGCGUGGCCCGUUGAAUCGUUGAGAAAAGACUGCCUGAAUUUCACGAGAGACAAGAGGAUUUGUACUUUUUUCGAUGAACAACGUGGACUUUUACACAUCAAUCUAGUAAUUAAUUCGCUAACUUUAGGCGAUCCUUGUCACGCAUCUUUUUUAUGGCGAUUGUGAACUGCUGUUCCGCGAAUGUGAUAGGAAUUUAAUGGUAUCGUUCAGUUGCUCGAUUAACGUGUAUCGUAUGUUUGAGAAAUUAGAUGUUCGUUUUUUUCCUCUUUCGUUUGAACGUUAACGAUCGUUCGGGUUUCUCGUUUAGACGUACAAAUCACAUUGGUGCUGAUGUAUUUUAAUCGUUGUUCGUCGUAGACGGCUACGCACAGUGCAAUUAGUUUCCGCGUAUCACUUCACACGGAUUUAUACGAUGUUCCUUUCGGGUCAGGUUUUAUCGGACCCUCUCGCGUAUUAAUGGCCCAGUAUUCGAAUCGAAAGUGUCCAAUGCGUUCAUUUCGUGAAACGCGUUGCUGCGACUGUGACGUUUCGUAGAAUCGAUGGUUUUACGAAGCAACCAUAAGCAUUCGGCAAAUUGAUUUUACCGUUUAGUUUUACCCAUUGUGUAAAUGUCGUUUAACAUUUGGCUAUAUCGUCACACCUUGACCACAGUUGAACGAGUUACAUUCGCACGGAAAAAUUAGUCGAUUGAAUUCGUCUGCGAAUUUGGAAUCGUACAUUGUGCAUCAUGUACUUGGAAAUGAAAUGUGAUUUCGGUUCCAUUUUUGUCAGUCGAAACAGGAGAAGAUCGCAACGGAUCAUUUCCUUUCGAAUUUCUUUUAGGUGUAAUAUAAUUGCGUACUAUAAUGAAUUAAUGUUGUCAAUUGGUACACACGAUACGAUUGGUACAUACGAUAUUUUUCAAUUCAAAGUGGGACAAAGAGGAAACGCAGAUACUGAAUAAUAACAUAAAAAAAUCGAAUGUAUACAUAUGAUUGUAGCUUUAAAUGUUCCUGGAACACCAAAGAUGUGAACCUGUAAAGUUUCUGUUCGUCCAGUAUUUAGAUACGUAUUCAUUGUAUAUGUAAUCACCGUGUUCAAUGAAUAUCUCUCGGUUUUUAGAUAAACUGCUCAUGUGGGUUCGAAUUCAGGGGGCACUCACUUUAUUUCCGUUUAACGUCAGUUACGCGAACUGUGCAUGUAUAGACUCGGAAUCGUAAACUACACUGUAUAGAACGUAUAGAAAUAAUUUUUUCUACUGUUUCCAUGACUUUUGAUACGCGAAAAAUAUGAUAUUUACAAGGGGAAGAGUGUUCGAAGCUAUGCCACGUACCGUUUACCAAAAAUUUUUAUUUCAGGCAUGGAGUAUUUAUAACUAUUAUUUUAUUGUUAUCGAAUAACAUCGGAUACUCCGGUUUUUUAAAUUUGAUAUUUUUCAUCGACGUUGAAGCUGGAAAAUGCUGAACAGAAAUAAAAAUCGUAUUUUUCGUAUGAUGAGUUCAAAAGGAAGAAAGAAGUUGAGUAAUUUUUAAAAAUCCAAUACUGAGAACAGAAAAUUAUUCACAAAGUAAAAUUCUUACCUCGGAGGAAUGAAGUCAAUUUUCGGAAAUUCUAUUUUUGGCAUAACGAAACACUUCUCGAUACCAAACAGAUUUUACAAUUGCGAGAAGAAUUGUUUUACGCCGUUCGAAAGAAUGGAAACAUUCCAGAUGAACAAAUUACUGUCUCAUACACUGAACCGUAUUUAUAUUUACACGAUGGUUUCGAAACGGAUUAAAUUGAGGAACUCUGUAAGUUGUCCGUAGACUAAGACCUUCAGAAUGUGAUGUCUACAAUUACUAAUAUAUUGAAAUCAAUGUACAAUGAUAGGGUAAUCGUUUCUGUGAAUAUUAUUGAGCUUUAAGUACAGCUGUAUAGUGGCCGAAGUUUUAAAGUUUUAAGAUUAUUCGCGAUGAAUGGAAUUGACAAAUGUACAAAAUGUAACGAAAUGCUCGUGCAUAAAUGAGAAUUGUUUAUUGUUCAUAUAGUACUUUAGAAUUCAUUAUCCCUUCAGGUUUGAACCUACAUGCGUAUGUUUCGAAUACCAUCGAUCAGCGUUCGGUAAACGUAUCUUCCCGAACUUUCUUUGAGGAUAAUAUUUACUUUUUUGUUUCCCUUCGAUCAUACCCAUCGGAUUGCGGGGAGACAGUAGAGUAUUCAAACUCUUUAUGUUAUUAUUCAUAUAUUCACGAGUGAACCUUUAUUGUGUUUUCAGAUGCAAAUGUUAUGAACGCAUAAAAGUUCGGUCGGUUGACGACCACUGCCACAGACAAUGAAUUUUCAUGGUUACGUCGGUGUGUACUCGAUACGUUGUAAAUGUACAGUUGUUGUUUGUAAAAUAUGUCGUCACGUACGUGAAAUUUUUACGAGAUCUAGUCGAAUGUGUAUUCUUCGUCGGAGAAUGUCUCCUCGAAUUUCUUUCAUCGCUACAUACGCAGCGAGUACCUGUUCAAAUGAUUCCUAGUACAACUUACUUUGGAUUAUAUUAAUAUAACCAGAGCAAUUUGCGUUAUUAUUUAAUUAUAUCGCCAUCCGAAUAACGAUCGAACAAUAUUCGCUAUUGUUCGUUUUAAGUUCGCGCGGAAUUGUUUGAAGUAUAUCUUCUUGCGAAUUUUAUUUGUCAUAAGAUUACGAUGAGUUACAAAACAGAGGACCUUUUUUAUAUAUUUUGUUGUAAUUCUUGUUAAUUACUAGCUAUUUGGUUAGUUAGAUAAAGCAAUUGUAUUGUAACGAGCAUCAAAUGUUUUUUUUUAAUUUUUAAUAAAUUAUGUAUCGCUUAACGUAAGAAACGGUAGUGUCAGUGAGACUCAUGUUUGUGUUAGUAGUACCGUACACGAAGUUUGUACAGCAGUUGUGAAAGACAUUCUAUUUUAGACAGUAACUUGUAUGAUAAUGUUCAGCUAUCACAUUACUUUUAGGUCUACAAAAGUAAUUAUUCGUAACAUCCAUCAAAAAUUUGUUCUAAUAUUGAAUGGAAGCGAAAGACAGCAUGUGAGAGACUUUAGGAAGAGUAUAAAACCGUUUGAGUUCGACAAACAGAUCCAUUUAGAACUUUAUAGGUCAUUGUUAAAGAGAGUUAAAAAGAAUUGAUACUUCGUUUUAUAAAUAUGUUAAAUUUAUAUCACGUUCCACAAAAUAUAUUCAAGGUAACAUUCUUCGAGAUGUUUGCUCCUGCAUCAUUACAAUUAUUUAUACUUUCCAUGCUUUCUAAAGGACAUAUCUAUUAAUCGUACAAUAAAUGUGAAUCAAACAGAUUAUAUAAGGUUACGCAUUUAAUUCUGGUUUCCACAAGAACUGGAAAAAUGAAUGAAUAGUAUUUGUUGAAAUUUAUUAACACUCAUUCUUAAUUCUUCUUUAUUCAUUUGGGAACGGUAAAUACGUAGUUGUACAACUUCAAAUGAUAUUGAAAUAUAAUGUGAAAUUAAACGAGAAUGAAAUUAGGACUACUGCAAGAAGUAUACUUUUCUGGUUAGCAUAGCUGAAAUUGAGUAGCUUAAUCCCUUGACAUACGACUUAUUCACGACUAUUAAUUUAUUUGUACAUUGUGAAUGUUCUAUUAUCCUUAGAAUUCAGUUUAAAUUCUGUUAAAUCUAUAAAUAAAAAGUAUUUAAUUUUUCAUGAAUAUUUAACACACAAGGCAGCUUGGAAGUAUUAUAUUCCUUUUCAUAAUUAAUCAUAAUUAUAAUAUAAAUUGAAAUACCUCUUCUAGCAUACAAAUGUAUAUUUUUAACAGUUUUAAUAUUAAUUUCAAUAAAAUAAUAUUCAAUUUUACCGCGAAAAGAAUAAAUAAUUUUUAUUUUCAUUUAAUUUAAAUUAAAUAUUCAUUUCAUUGUUUAUUAUAACUCGUUAUCGCAUGGCAAGGGAUUGAAGGAGCUUGUAACUGUCUUAAUCCGUAGAGAUGUCAGCCAGACAAGUAACCAAGACCAGAAGUAGUGUAAAAACCUUGCACACGUGAAACGCACGCAUGAGAGCUAUAAUCGUGUUACUUCAUUGUGGAUGUUGUCACGGCUUUCAAUCUGUUCCUAUUAUAAUGUCCAUCAUUCAGAAUACGCACAAGCAAGCUAGGUAUUUACAUAGACAAUUAAUUGACUGAUUGAUUAUUUCGAUGAAAUCAAACGAUCAGGCACACAAUCAGGGAAUAUGCGGCAAUCAAACCGAUUCCUCCGUAUUUUUCCCCGUGUCAACAACACCUGUAUGUACAUAUUAUAAUAUACUUACGUGCAUCUGAAAAUAUUUUUCCUUAAACCGAAGUUUGUUGACAUGAAUUCGAAGUUUUCGGUUGAUGUAAAUCUAAGCAAUAUGUUAUAUCAAAGAACAAUGUAACCUAUAGGCGAGAGUUAUAUGCGAAGGAGUAUAUGUAGCAGUACAAUCUCACGAUAUACUAUUUUAAGAAUUUCUUUUCAAUCGUUUUACAGCGAAUAUUAUUUUUAAAAGCAUACCAGAAGCAACGAUAAUCGAACAUUUCUCGAAACUAUCUAUUUGUGUGUUCAUAUUUCUUAUUUAUUGACGUAAAUGUGAAUUAUAGUUAUUUUCUAUUCACGCGACAGGACUGCGUUAAUGUUUAUUAUUAAUAUUGUUACGUUGAAUGAAAAGUAAUGCUUCGAAUCGACUGAGCAGAGGAUUAAUUGAAUUUCACGAACGAACAUUGCUAUUUCAUUAAUCGGAAUAACGAUCACGAACAAUCUGGAUGCCACAGCAUGUAAUUUCGAUUAGUUCGUUAUUAACUGUUGGUGCUGAUUGUGCUAACUGGUGCUGGUAUACACUCUGUAAAUUGAUUGUCAGUCAACACUAUUUGUUUCCAGUGGAAGGUGUUAAUUGAUAAUACUAUAAAAAUCGUACGUGAACGUUACAAUGCUUAAAAAGGAAAAUGCAAAUGUUGUUCUGCUUUUUCGAUUUUCGUUUCGAGUAAUAUUUUCAUUCACUGGUAGAUAUCACGGUAAAUUAGUGUAUUUAGACAUGAGAAUGACGAUAUCAAGAUACGAGAGAAAUCAUUAACGCCAUUGUUAUUACAAGAUUAGAGGGAAGGAAGAAAAAUAAUAUUGUAACUAUGGAAAUAAGUAAAUUUCUCAUUUUCCUUGCGGUGUACUGUGAUGUUAUGAACUGUGCUGUUUGCGAAGUGUGUAAAAAGUUGAAGGCCCACUUCGCAUUCCCCGCGUAACGGGACAUUGAAAAGCUCAAGAAAAAUGCAAUAAAAUUUAGACGCAUUCUUAAAUUAUUGUAAAUUAACACGCUUUCUUCUUGUGUUCGGAUUUGUUUGUUCCCAAUGCAAUUUAUAAUUUAUUUGUUUCUAUUCAAUUCGAAUGAUACAUGCUAUCACUAAAUCGUAUUUGAUCACUUGUGGUAAUUAUAAUAGUAAUACAAUGGUAAUUAGAUAAUUACAAUGGUAAUUAGAUAUCAAAAGAAAAUAAUUUAGUCAAUCUAAUAAUUUAUUAAAUAAGCAAAGCUCAUUGUAUACCGAACGAGUGAUCAAAUAUUUUUUUUAUAUUAGUGCAUAUAUGUAUUAUACUGACUUUAGGUGAACGUGAAUAUUUAAUUUCAUAAAGCAACGUAUUGUUCAUUAAUAUGUUCUAAGAAAUAUUCCAACGUGUUCUGUUCAGAUUCAUUUCUGAGGUGAUUGUAUGUUGUGAAACUAGAUAGCACUAUAAUUUGUAAAUAAUAACUUGUACGAUUAUUAUCGGAAAUUCUGUAUAAAGAAAUUCAAUCGUAUAUUGUAAUAACGUAUUAACAUUUGAGAUUUACAGAUGAAGUUGCACAGUGUGUUGGAAAACAUAAAAUUAUUUAUUUCGCUCCACUGGACCAUAGUUGUGAUAAAAUGGAAAUAUUACGCGGUUGUAUCAAAUUGUUAUUCUACACUCGAUUCGUUGUAUUUACCUUUACAAAUGGUACAUUACUUUACAUCUCACACGUAUUGAAUUUCUUGAAUAAAAAUUUAUUUGUGCAGUCAAUUGGCCUUUAAUUAUAUAUACAUUUAAUUUAAGUUUCUAAUUGCCGUCCUUCUAAUUAUUUUAUUCUUCAUAAGACGCCGGAAAUUUAGCUCUUCCAAUGAAAACAUAAAUUGUGAUACAGUUUCUCAAAGAUAUCUCUUGAGUUUCUUCAUUUAUGUAUGUGAUAAUAUAAUAUUAAACGCAUGCCAAGCUUUCUUACGAAUCAUUUUAUAAUAUUUGUGAAACAAUCAAAUAUUUUAAUUUUAUUAGAAAUUCAUACGGUGGUUUUACCGGUUUCUUAAUUUUCAUUUGUGACAUUUAUUUCACAAAGAGAAAUAAGAAAAGUGUGCCCCUAAUCAAAAGAAAAUUGAUGAAAUGCAGUAUAGAAAGAUUGGCAUGAAAUUUCAUUAAAAUAGCUGUUUGAAAAGAAUGUAUUAUACGAUUCCAAUUAUUAGUUUAAGCAAGCAGAUGAAUAUGUUGAUGAGAAAAUUAAAAUAAUUCACAAUA